This is a messenger RNA of Sinocyclocheilus anshuiensis, 1072 nucleotides long. RefSeq names its product isopentenyl-diphosphate delta isomerase 1 (gene idi1). The transcript is spliced from 5 exons. The record is from RefSeq and is a predicted model, not a curated record. Gene Ontology annotation, biological process: isopentenyl diphosphate biosynthetic process; isoprenoid biosynthetic process. Gene Ontology annotation, cellular component: cytoplasm. Gene Ontology annotation, molecular function: isopentenyl-diphosphate delta-isomerase activity. NCBI's taxonomy places the organism in Eukaryota, Metazoa, Chordata, Actinopteri, Cypriniformes, Cyprinidae. The coding region runs from base 299 to 1021 and encodes 240 amino acids.
AGCAGUGAUCAGUUUAGCGCUGUGCGUGCGCUACUAAAGACUCGAGCGUUAGCAGUCCUGCAGCGUGAGUGUGUGAAGCGCUGCUUUAUCGUUGAGCUGUAGAGCAGCGGCGCAGCAGCGCGUGGUGUGAUGGCGUGUUGGUAGAGCUGGGCUGUGAUUGGUCAUGGCGCGGGUUAUGGGCGGUGCGCAGAUCAGCGGCUGAGCGGCCCGUCAGAGUAAAUAAAGCCGCUGCUCGAGCUCAAGCUCUGCGUCUACUGUUACCUGCUCCACAGACACGCAGCUCCACAGUGGGGUCAGGAUGCCGGAGAUUAACACGGAUCAUCUGGAUGAGAAGCAGGUGCAGUUGCUUGCAGAGAUGUGCAUCCUCAUCGACGACGAUGACAGGAAGAUUGGAGCUGACAGCAAGAAAAACUGCCAUCUCAACUCAAAUAUUGAGAAAGGAUUAUUGCACCGAGCAUUCAGUGUUUUCCUGUUUAACAGCGAGGAAAAGCUGCUCCUUCAGCAGAGAUCCAAUGCCAAAAUCACCUUUCCAGGCUGUUUUACCAACACUUGCUGCAGUCACCCUCUCCACACCGCCAGUGAACUGGAGGAGCAGGACGCCAUCGGGGUCCGCCGCGCCGCACAGAGACGCCUGCAAGCUGAGCUCGGCGUUCCCACCGAUCAGAAAUCUGGAUGUUCAGGGCUAACCUGCUGCUUGUCCCAGGUGCCUCCAGAAGAGAUGACCUACCUGACCCGCAUCCACUACAAAGCCCAGUCAGACGGCGUCUGGGGCGAGCACGAGAUCGACUACAUCCUCUUCAUGCAGAAAGACGUGGAUCUGAAUCCAGACCCCAACGAGAUCCAGAGCCACUGCUACGUGUCCAAAGAGGAGCUGAAGGAGAUCCUGGAGAAAGCCAAGAAUAAAGAGCUGGAGAUCACGCCCUGGUUCAGCCUGAUCGCAGAAACCUUCCUCUUCAAGUGGUGGGACAACCUCCAUAACCUCAAACAGUUCAUCGACCACGACGGGAUCCACCGCAUGUAAGCCACGUCUGGAAAGGACUCGUUACUAAUGGACACUUUAACGGUUAAUAAA